Molecule: messenger RNA, 4345 nt
Organism: Gorilla gorilla gorilla (western lowland gorilla)
Lineage: Eukaryota; Metazoa; Chordata; Mammalia; Primates; Hominidae
Gene: ABLIM3
Product: actin binding LIM protein family member 3
Exons: 24
Coding region: 259-2310 (683 amino acids)
Biological process (GO): cilium assembly; lamellipodium assembly; cytoskeleton organization
Cellular component (GO): stress fiber; actin cytoskeleton
Molecular function (GO): actin filament binding
Source: RefSeq, a predicted model, not a curated record
AGCGGCCGCGCCCCCUGCGCUGCCAACCCGCGAGCCCGCAUCAUGGAUGUCGAGCUCCCCUAUUUCGCAUUGCUAGCCCUGGAAUUCCAGACCCCAGACGAGGACCAGGAUUCAUGAAAUCAGUCGCAGGGGCCGGGGCAGGGGCCUCUGGCUCCCGACACUGGCCGAGAGGUGAUGAGUGAGGUUCGAAGAACGGAAGAUUUAAAAAGCAGCCGGGGCCUCCGUAUUGAAUGAAAGACCCAGUGCAAAGACAUCACCAUGAACACUAGCAUUCCUUAUCAGCAGAAUCCUUACAAUCCACGGGGCAGCUCCAAUGUCAUCCAGUGCUACCGCUGUGGAGACACCUGCAAAGGAGAAGUGGUCCGCGUGCACCACAACCACUUCCACAUCAGAUGCUUCACCUGUCAAGUAUGUGGCUGUGGCCUGGCCCAGUCAGGCUUCUUCUUCAAGAACCAGGAGUACAUAUGCACCCAGGACUACCAGCAACUCUAUGGCACCCGCUGUGACAGCUGCCGGGACUUCAUCACAGGCGAAGUCAUCUCGGCCCUGGGCCGCACUUACCACCCCAAGUGCUUCGUGUGCAGCUUGUGCAGGAAGCCUUUCCCCAUUGGAGACAAGGUGACCUUCAGUGGUAAAGAAUGUGUGUGCCAAACGUGCUCCCAGUCCAUGGCCAGCAGUAAGCCCAUCAAGAUUCGUGGACCAAGCCACUGUGCCGGGUGCAAGGAGGAGAUCAAGCACGGCCAGUCACUCCUGGCUCUGGACAAGCAGUGGCACGUCAGCUGCUUCAAGUGCCAGACCUGCAGCGUCAUCCUCACCGGGGAGUAUAUCAGCAAGGAUGGUGUUCCAUACUGUGAGUCCGACUACCACGCCCAGUUUGGCAUUAAAUGUGAGACUUGUGACCGAUACAUCAGUGGCAGAGUCUUGGAGGCAGGAGGGAAGCACUACCACCCAACCUGUGCCAGGUGUGUACGCUGCCACCAGAUGUUCACCGAAGGAGAGGAAAUGUACCUCACAGGUUCCGAGGUUUGGCACCCCAUCUGCAAACAGGCAGCCCGGGCAGAGAAGAAGUUAAAGCAUAGACGGACAUCUGAAACCUCCAUCUCACCCCCUGGAUCCAGCAUUGGGUCACCCAACCGAGUCAUCUGCGCUAAAGUGGAUAAUGAGAUCCUUAAUUACAAAGACCUGGCGGCUCUCCCCAAGGUUAAGUCUAUCUACGAGGUACAACGCCCCGACCUCAUUUCCUAUGAGCCUCAUUCCAGAUACACGUCCGACGAGAUGCUGGAGAGAUGUGGCUAUGGAGAGUCGCUGGGAACAUUAUCUCCCUACUCCCAGGACAUCUACGAGAACCUGGACCUCCGGCAGAGACGGGCUUCCAGCCCGGGGUACAUAGACUCCCCCACCUACAGCCGGCAGGGCAUGUCCCCCACCUUCUCCCGCUCACCUCACCACUACUACCGCUCUGGGCCCGAGAGUGGCCGGAGCUCUCCAUACCAUAGCCAGUUAGAUGUGAGGUCCUCCACUCCAACCUCUUACCAGGCUCCCAAGCACUUUCACAUCCCAGCUGGAGACAGUAACAUCUACCGGAAACCCCCGAUCUACAAACGGCAUGGUGAUUUGUCUACAGCAACCAAGAGCAAAACAAGUGAAGACAUCAGCCAGACCUCCAAGUACAGUCCCAUCUACUCGCCAGACCCCUACUAUGCUUCGGAGUCUGAGUACUGGACCUACCAUGGGUCCCCCAAAGUGCCCCGAGCCAGAAGGUUCUCGUCUGGAGGAGAGGAGGAUGAUUUUGACCGUAGCAUGCACAAGCUCCAAAGUGGAAUUGGCCGGCUGAUUCUGAAGGAAGAAAUGAAGGCCCGGUCAAGCUCCUAUGCAGAUCCCUGGACCCCUCCCCGGAGCUCCACCAGCAGCCGGGAAGCCCUGCACACAGCUGGCUAUGAGAUGUCCCUCAAUGGCUCCCCUCGGUCGCACUACCUGGCUGACAGUGAUCCUCUCAUCUCCAAAUCUGCCUCCCUGCCUGCCUACCGAAGAAAUGGGCUGCACAGGACGCCCAGCGCAGACCUCUUCCACUACGACAGCAUGAACGCAGUCAACUGGGGCAUGCGAGAGUACAAGAUCUACCCUUAUGAACUGCUGCUGGUGACUACAAGAGGAAGAAACCGACUGCCCAAGGAUGUAGACAGGACCCGUUUAGAGCGCCACCUGUCCCAGGAAGAGUUCUACCAAGUCUUUGGCAUGACCAUCUCUGAGUUUGACCGGCUGGCCCUCUGGAAGAGGAAUGAACUGAAGAAGCAAGCCCGGCUGUUCUAGGCAGAGGCUCUAUAAAUAUAUAUGCAUUUAUAUAAAGAUAUAUGUAAAAUCUCUCUACUGAAGCUCGGUAUAAUCCUCUCUUGUGUAAUGGGACACACUGCCUGCCAUGAGACUUGCUUUUCUGUACUGUCAGGCAAGCCCACGUCAUCGAGAUAUUUUUAUGCUCCUUACUUUCUCUUUUCUAAGUGCUGUGGGAUCUGGGAAGGGAUUUGAGGGGACUCUGUCCUUUUAUUGGGGAUCCUUUUUAUACUGAAACAUCUGUCCUAACUUGAGUGCCCCAAGGUCCAACUCUCUUUCCUAAAGAAGGUGCCUGAAGAAGUCUCUCUUCUCUCUGCUUCGUGGCCCCUUUCUUAAAUUUCUAGGGCUGAUGCUGACCAUGUGGUUUCCACACCUUAUUGGCCCCAGAGGGGCCCUCCCAUGGGACGAUCUGCAGCAAUCUCCCCAAAUCAAUGAGCACCUUUGAGCACCCAUGAAGAACUUUCUCAACACCCCCAAUUAGGAGCUCAGUGCUCUCUUGGGGCAAUGCAGUUAAAAGGGUGAGCCUCAAAUCUAGUCAUUACACCAGUCAACAGAAGUGGACAGGGCCUAGGCCUCUCCUCAGCUCCUUAACCCUCCUCCUUCUGCCCUGGAUUGUAACCUCUCCCUUGUCCAAAUCUAGGAUUCAUGGUAGGAAAAGGAAAAGGCCCUUCCCUUCCCUCCACCACUUCCAACUGGCCCCUUUGCCUGACCUGGACUUGGAGAACCAGAGGAAAAGAGAGGGAGCGGAAGUGGGAGAUAGAGCAGGGCACCUGUUAGAAUCAGAGCUGCAGGAUUUCUUGGGACCCUCCUCUCUCCCUCACUGCUCCCAGCACCUCCUGACCCUUCCCUUUUUCAAGGAGAGGCCCAUGAUUGCAGCUUGUAUUCUUUAGCCUUAUUACAAUCUAUGUGCCUGACAACUCAACACACCGCAGGGCUAAUGUUCCCACCAGAGCUCCAACUGAAAAACCAGACAGACAACUCUCAUCAUCCUCCAGAGAGAAAAUAGGCCAUGUCCCAAAGAAAGGUUCUUGGUCUAUGCCUCUGGUCUGUGGGCUGGCAGGGCAACCAUACCAUACCCCCGCCAGUCCUCGGCUCCUGCUGCAAAGUUGGCUGUGUUUCACAGGGAAACUUUUGGAAGAGUGGCUGCUUAUGAGAUUCCAAAAUGAAGUGUUGGCCAACACCGCUCAUGGCCAUCCUGGAUUUUCCCGGUGGCUUCCCUUCCUGCUCGCCUCCCUGAACAGGGGAGAAAGCUUAACCUCUCUUCUCCUCUCCAAACCUUUCACCUUGAGUGGGUAAUGUUUGGUGGGGGCUGUUCCUUCUUGGAGAUGCCUUGAGUCGGACCAUUUUGAGAUCAUGGAGGAAGGAUGAAGAAGUGAAAAUGACAAUAAUGACUCUCAAGAGGCUGGUGAUGUGACAUGGCAAAUGUAGAACUGACUUAAAUUGAACAAACCCUCACUGAGCACCUCUGAUGUUGAGCACCUGCUGAAUACUGAGCACUGAAUGGGGGAGGGGGAGGGGAGCACGGGGUGAGUCAACCUGGGACUCGGUCUCAGGGAUAUGCCUACCAGUAGCGGGUAUCGUAAGGCAUGUACCCAAACAUAACGGAUGUAAGGCAGAAAGUGAUCGGAGAAGGAAUGAGAAAGUGUGCGUGAUGUUAAUGAAAAGUCAUAUGCAGUUAGAGCAGACCCAGGAAAGCUUUCUGGAAGAGAUUGCAUCUGAGGAAAUUCAGGAAGGAUCUUUGUAGAUUGGGAGGAGAUUCUAAAUUGAAGGGGUGAUAGGGUGAGGGGCCAGAGGGAAGUCUGCUGUGUUCUCGUGUAGGAUGUCAGCCCUCCCUGCAACUUCUCUUUUUGGCCAAUGUCUUUUCACUUUCCUGACCCUUUAGAAUCAUCCCCAGCCAGACGCAAUCAUGGAAGCUGCCUUAUUGUCACUGGUUAAGAACUUGGCGAGAUUGAAGGGCUUUUGUUAUUGUUAUUGGAUAUUUUUGUUUCCCAUAAAAGCACAUCAUUUCAACCCUAAA